This is a messenger RNA of Neurospora crassa OR74A, 360 nucleotides long. RefSeq lists its product as hypothetical. The transcript has a single exon. The coding region runs from base 1 to 360 and encodes 119 amino acids. NCBI's taxonomy places the organism in Eukaryota, Fungi, Ascomycota, Sordariomycetes, Sordariales, Sordariaceae. The record is from RefSeq and is a predicted model, not a curated record.
AUGACGAGGCUGGUUUGGAAAGAAGAGGCGGGCGGUUACAUGGGUAGAACACCUACAAGGCUCGUACGAACCGGAAGACUGGAAGCUCGAGCCUCGAAUACGCCAAUACUGUCAAGGCCUUCCAAGCCAAGAUCCGAUGAUCUCGGGUACCGAAUUGGAGCCGCGGGUGAUCGUACCGAAGCCUGGCGUCGCUGCUUUGUCCUCAGCCUCGAGAACUUUGUCAGAGACCUACCGCCCAAUAACCUUGACGCCGUACAAGCAGCUAUCAAGGAGCUUGAGCUUAAGGACAUUGAACUAACAGCCAAGGCCGACGAAGGACGUGUCGACACUUCCAUGUGCAAGUUCCGACGACAUUCGUAA